CUUGCACAACAACCUGCCUCUCUUUUUUAGGUUAGAGAAGAGAAGAAAAGAUGGAAGGAAGAAGGGCCUUCAUUUUCCAACCUCUUUUCUUCCUCCUCUUCCUCUUCUCGGUGGUCGAGAGCCAAAAAAAAUUGAGUGCCCUUCAACCAUGCAAGAACUUGGCAUUCUACUUCCACGAUAUACUCUACAAUGGCCAAAACGCUGCCAAUGCGACGUCGGCCAUCGUCGGGGCGCCCGCAUGGGCCAAUCUCACGACACCUGCCGCGUUCAUGCACUUCGGGGACGUGGUUGUGUUCGACGACCCUAUCACCUUAGACAACAACCUGCACUCCAAGCCGGUAGGCCGAGCUCAGGGCUUCUAUUUGUAUGACAAGAAGGAGGUCUACACGGCAUGGCUGGGCUUCACCUUUGUGUUCAACUCCACGGAGAUUAAGGGGACCAUAAACUUCCUCGGUGCAGAUCCUCUCAUGAACAAGACAAGGGAUAUCUCGGUGGUUGGCGGCACGGGAGACUUCUUCAUGACCCGAGGGAUUGCCACAUUGAUGACCGAUGCGUAUGAGGGCGAUGUCUAUUUUCGCCUUCGUGUCGAUAUCAAACUGUACGAGUGCUACUAAGAAGCAACAUGUGAUAUCGACCUUCUACGUUUGUUGUUUUCAGCAUAGUUAUGGUUAGCUUCUCCUAAAUUUAUGGAGGGUUAAUGGUUGAGUUAGAUUUACUAGGGCGCUUCUUAUGUGUUUGUUAUGGUGGUUGAGUUAGAAGAUUUCUUUGCUUUAUAACAUCAAUAUCAAAUGCAAAGCUACCAUUAGUUAGUUAGA
Molecule: messenger RNA, 815 nt
Organism: Phoenix dactylifera (date palm)
Lineage: Eukaryota; Viridiplantae; Streptophyta; Magnoliopsida; Arecales; Arecaceae
Gene: DIR6
Product: Disease resistance-responsive (dirigent-like protein) family protein
Source: RefSeq, a predicted model, not a curated record